AUGGCAACUGAUGCUACUGGUCCCGUGAUGGAUCGUACCACGAACACCAUGCAACCUAACGCAUGGGAAUGCGUAUGUGCACACAUCAAUCCAAUUCAGAAUCCUGAAUCAUGUGUGGGGUGUGGUGCAUCGCUGGAUCUCACCAGCUGUACGCUUCUUCAUAUUGCAAUGCCUAAUAAUUCUGGUUCCACCCAAUCGCAGGGGAGUGGUCCUUGUGCCUCCUCCAGUGCAUAUGAAGAUGAUGAUUUUAGCGAGUAUCUUUAUUGGUUCUCGAAGUACAUGGCCACUCUUCAAUGGACCAUGCGACUUUGGAUUGAGCACACGAGAGCAAGCUUUCCAACCAAUAUCGAAUUCAUGGCCGAAACUGCAACAUUCACGAGAUUCCAUUCGCCCUCAAUAAUUGAUCGGAUCAAGCUCUAUUGUGAAGACUGGAUGGGCGGACCUGUUCGAUGGGAGCUUUUGAACCCUCCCAAAACCACAAUUGCACCUGGCAAAGUUCGCUUUCAGUGGCGGGACUACGAAAGAUUUCGCUAUAGUUUGGUCGACAUUCCUGAACCAGUUGCUGCAUCCAUGGAGCAGAUCAUUGUGCUUUGGGGCAAGGUGAUGGGAUGCAAAGCCCAGGUAACUGAAAUUGGACCUGCGAGCAUACACCGUCUACGCAAUGAAUAG
Molecule: messenger RNA, 669 nt
Organism: Exophiala bonariae
Lineage: Eukaryota; Fungi; Ascomycota; Eurotiomycetes; Chaetothyriales; Herpotrichiellaceae
Exons: 1
Coding region: 1-669 (222 amino acids)
Source: RefSeq, a predicted model, not a curated record